AUGCCUCGCGCGUCUCCCGGUGACUGCGUUUCCCCGCGAGUUGGCCGCGUUCUUUCGGGGAUGAAGUCAUCCCUAUACAUGGUGUGCCUAUUAGCUCGUUACAUUGGUACAGCACACUGGGAUUCCUCGGAAAGAAAAGGAGCGACGCGAACAAUGAUGACCAUAUUUUACAUGUAUACGCCACCCCUCCCCCCAGCCUGGAGGAAUCGCCGGGAGCCGCGCGCGGCGGGGGCGGGCUGUGGGGCUGGCCGGGAUGCCCAACGACUGGCAGGUCCGGGUCGUGAGAUACAGCAACAGGGCGAGCUGAGGACAAGCCCCGCGCGAGGGCACCCGGACGGGCAGAUCCGGAGUCCCUCCGGCCCGGCCCGGCCCAGUGCCCAGUCUCACGCAUCCCGAUCGCCGCCUCCCGGCUCCCCACGCCUGUGCCGGCAGGUCCCGCACCGGGAGGUCCUGGCGCCCCAGUCUGGGCACUCAGCGCUCCGGCGCGGGGGAGGCCCGAGAGCUCCCCCAGGGUCAGGGGAGCGGGAGUAG
Messenger RNA from Rangifer tarandus platyrhynchus (Svalbard reindeer), 531 nucleotides. Lineage: Eukaryota; Metazoa; Chordata; Mammalia; Artiodactyla; Cervidae. The record is from the annotation of a GenBank genome assembly.